CGUUAGCUUACGAUCUCGUGUGCUCGAGGUUCAAGUGUACUGCAACUUAUGCCGCCGUGAUCCCGUUAGUGAGUCAACGUAGCCUCGUAGUAACGUGUCGUCAUACGCCGAUGAUAUUAUGGAACAUUGUUGAGUGAAAGACGAUUGAGCGAACGCUAUCUCUGUAAACUUUUGGCGCGAAUCGAAAUUAGGUGCGAUUUUCUAUACUGUAUAUCGAUCACACCCCGACCCACCCCGCAUCGGUGUUCUCGAUAUUCCUGCCUCGCAGAAGGUUUUCAGUUUCGGUGAUUGUGAUCGUGCUUAGAAUAAGGUGGUUUCAAGUGAAUCCACGACAUUGCAGCCAUGGAGGCGGUGGCUAAGCAUGAUUUCAACGCCAAUGCGACAGAUGAAUUGAGUUUUCGUAAGGGACAAGUUCUGAAGAUUCUCAAUAUGGAAGAUGAUGCAAAUUGGUUCAAAGCGGAGUCCGAAGGUCGAGAAGGUCUUGUUCCGAGCAAUUACAUAGAAAUGCGCCCUCACGAGUGGUACCAUGGGAGAAUUACAAGAGCAGAUGCUGAGCGUUUUUUAAUGGAAAAGCAUGAAGGGUGUUUCCUGGUUCGCGUUAGCGAAAGCUCACCCGGCGACUUCUCCCUUUCUGUGAAAUGCGGAGAUGGCGUGCAGCACUUCAAGGUUCUGCGUGAUCCACAAGGAAAAUUUUUUCUGUGGGUUGUGAAAUUUGACUCCUUAAAUGAAUUGGUCGACUAUCACCGUUCUGCGUCUGUUUCAAGAUCACAGGAUAUAAAACUGAGAGAUCGAGGACCAGAGAGAAAUUCUGAUCUGAAUUCCCAGCAGUUCGUCGUUCGUGCGAUGUAUGACUUCACUCCUCAAGAGGUGGGCGAGUUGGAAUUCCGUCGUGGUGACCUCAUUACCGUGAUUGAUCAGACCGACCAAAACUGGUGGACUGGAGAAAUUGAUGGCCGAAGCGGGUUCUUCCCCGCCACCUAUGUUACGGCGCACCGACCUUAGAAUCGUCAUGCUGAAGGUACACUCCGGCAUGAAUGUCCAAAAAGAAUUUCUCGUCACCGAAUCGGCCUUUCUCCACUCCUUCAGAGACACGGCGUUUUGUGUCGCGAGUUUGCAUUUUUGACGUGCUGUGUCCAAGGUUAAUGCCAGCGAUCGUUGAGCGAUUUGCGCUCGUUGCUAGUGCAAUUCUCAACUCGAUGGGAGAUGUAGGAGUUCUUUUGGUGCUUGGUAAACUGGAAAAGACCUUUAUUUGGACGAUAAUCCAUGGCUGCUGGGGUCGAGUUCUCGAGAGGGAAGCUAGGUUUUUGCUCAAGCUGCAACUGAGAACCACCUGGAUGGGCUGUUUCUCUUAAGUAUUUCUUUGAGCACCGCAGAACUCUGCAAGAGUUGCCGUGAUAUGUAGGAUGAAGAGCGUUGAUGAGUACUUCUUGGUUAUUUGAAUGUCCGAUUUUGCGCCUUCUCGCAUAUCAUGAAUAUGCCGUUUGUUUUCUACGCUCCCAAUUCGCGCCCUCAAAUGCAAAGAAAGCACGGUGCUACUUCUUUUGACAGGCGCAACGAUGCUUGGCCUGGUACGGCGCAAGUUAAGCUUCGAUAUCCUUGGUUCGAGAAGCCAAUGUGGAGUUAGUUUAGUUUUCAGUCGACUUCUCUUUUUGGCUUUUGAUGAAGAAAAGUUCAAAUUCUUAAUCAAAAGGAGUAAUAGAAACCAGGAGUAUUGCUACUUCUGUCGAUUUCCGGACAUGAUUCGCUAGUUAUCUUUUUGAGUGACAUUACUUCAUGAUUUUUGACAAGGACGAGCCAUUUUGGGAGCGGUGGGAACAAAUGUCGAGUAUCUUUUGCAGCCGAGAAGUGAUAACAGCAGCAGCAUUGGCGUUGUGUUUCAAAAGUUUUUUUGCAUCUAAGUGAGGGGGUUUGAUGUAGCUUCAUGUGUUUAUUUUUUUAUACACUGGCAGUUGAUUUGUUCUACGAACUCUCGCGACGUCACUUCGAACAAAUUCAUGUGCCUCGUGUCAGGCAGUCGGUUAAGGGGAUUGGAAGUUGAGGAUGUGAUGCAGAGUUGGUAGUGGACUCAACUUAUUCUCGAGUGAUUUAAUAAGGACAGUCGCCCAGUCCUUCAAUUGAAGAAGUUAAAAAUGUAAUUCUUAUUUUUAAUAUUUAUAUCCAUCUCGUUCGUGGAUGCUCAGUUUAUUUCAGUUGCUUGGAAGUCUUUGGACGGGUUUUUGGAUUCGAGGGUGGGUCACUGUCCUUUGCUUCGAUUAGGGUCCGUUCUGUCUGUCGGCUUUUUGUGAUAUAAGUAAUCUCGAGUUUCUUGAGCGGUUUCCAGCCAUCAGUUGUGCUUAGGUUUUGCGGGAUGUGCGAACGAGUUUAACUGACCGAGUUGCUUUCAUGUAUUUUAGCGUGAAAAUUCGUUGUCCCUGACGUUUUGGGGCACGUUCUGCAUUUCCAGGUGUUCAAUAACGUCUAAGUUUUCAUACUUGAAUGGUAUUUACCAUCUUCGUCGACUCUCUGCCAUAUUUUCAGAUUCGAAAGGAAGAGAGAUGGUCCUCGUUUCUGACGAGGCCUUAUUGAUGUUUUUUCUUGUUCGCGUGAAGAUUCCGCGAACGGAUGUUGUGUGCAUGUGUAAGCGCUUGGCACAGGGAAAUCCGCGGAAAAAUUUCGCGUGAGCAGUGUUCGAGUGGCCGUGUGAAUGGGAGAGGAGCAAUGAAAUAUUCGGAGCAUUUCGUAUGAAAAAGCAACCAA
Messenger RNA from Notodromas monacha, 2736 nucleotides. Lineage: Eukaryota; Metazoa; Arthropoda; Ostracoda; Podocopida; Cyprididae. The record is from the annotation of a GenBank genome assembly.